AUGGGGGAGCGGGAUGGCGAGGCGGGCAGCAGGGCCGGUGCAAACGGGGGCGAAGGAAGUUGCCACGAACCAGACCAAGGGACCCCCAGCGGUGCUCAGGGCGCUGCCAUGCGCCUUCCCCAGUGGCUCGUCCUCCUGGCCAGCCUCGUCCCGCCAGGGACCCCCAGCGGUGCUCAGGGCGCUGCCAUGCGCCUUCCCCAGUGGCUCGUCCUCCUGGCCAGCCUCGUCCCGCCAGCCCUCGGCUCGUGGGGGGUCGCCUACCCCGAGGUCCUGCAGGGCGUCAGGGACUCCUGCAUAGUGGUUCCCUGCACCCUGAGCUACCCGGCCAACGUGGCAACCGGCGACGGCAUCGUGGCCAUCUGGUACAAGGAUUACGACAACCAGAAAACGCUGGUGUACCACUCGGCGGCCCAGGAGGUGGAUGCUCGCUUCAGGGGCCGUGCUCAGCUCCUGGGGGACCCUGCUGCUCGCAACUGCACCCUGCUGCUGAGGGGGGUGACGCCGGAGGACAGCGGGCCCUACAGGUUCCGCUUCGAGAUCGUCAACGGUGACCGGUGGUCGGCGGCGCGGGAUGUGAUGCUGAGCAUUUCGGACGACCUCGCGCGCCCGAGUACUGCCGCCAGCGAGGAGCAAACCGAGGGGCAAACGUCCACCUUGGAGUGCUCCACACCCUACGCCUGCCCGCCGGGAGACAUCGCCCUGCGCUGGGAGGGCUACGACCCCCAGGUCUCGGUGGUAUCCAGCCACGUCCAGCUGGACACGAGUGGGGUCGGCCACCACCUGACCCUCACCACCUCCUUCUCCUGGAAGGAUCACUCCAAAAAGCUGCUCUGUGAAGUUUCUUACGGCUCCAGGAAGGCGACUGGGGAGGUCGCCCUGCGGGCGGACGCCCCUAAGGACACCCAAGUGUCAGUCAGCCGCUCUGCGCAGAACAUCCGCGUGGGCGACACGGUCUCCCUCACCUGCGAGGUGACCAGCAGCUACCCCCCCGUCUCGACGUACCACUGGUACAAGGAUGGGACGGCCAUAGGCAGUGAGCGGAUCCUGACUUUCCGGGGCGUUCGCCGCGAGGACUACGGGCAGUACCACUGCGAAGCCAAGAACGCCAUCGGGGCUGGCGUGGCACCCACCGUGACGCUCUACGUCUUCUGUAAGUGCCAGGGGAGCUCGCUGGCGGCCGGGGUGGCCCCUCGGGGCGGCGGGGGCAUUGCCGGAGGAGGAGCGGGGCCGCAGGAGCGGGAGGGAGUUUACCCAGCGAGUCCCGGCUGGGGUGGACAGGGGUUGGCACCAAGGUGGCCGGCCAUCCUGAACAUGCUCCCAUCUCCGUCAGCUGCAGAGAUCUUGGUGAGCCCCGCGGCCGAGGUGCAGGAGGGGACGGCCACCACCUUGUCCUGUGACGUCCCUGGCAGGGAGGGCCAGGACCUCAACUACACCUGGUACAAGAACAGCGCCUGGCUCAAGGAGGGCACGGUGCACACCCUGCUCUUCCACCAUGUAGCCGCCAGCGACACCGGCUAUUACUCCUGCAAGGUGACAAAUGACCAGGGCAGUGACACGUCCCAGGCCAUCAGCCUGAGUGUGACAUACCCCCCCCGGACCCCCACCAUCACGCUCUUCCAGGAGUCGCAGGGCGGCAGGCUGGUCAUCGUCCACUGCGCCGUGGACAGCCCCCCCCCAGCCACCGCUGCGCCGGCAUCUACGGAGGUCCUGAUCCGGCCCUCGGUGGAGGUGCGGGAAGGGACAGCCGUCACCCUGACCUGCCUGGGGGCUUGGGGCGCGGCGGAGGAGACCCUCUACACCUGGUACAGGAACAGCAAGCGGCUGCAGGAGAGCUCAGCCCCGACGCUGCACUUCCCCUCCGUCCACGGCGAGGAUGCAGGCGCUUUCCAGUGCAGGGUCCAGAGCAGCGACGGCAGCGACACGUCAGCGGCCGUCCCGCUCCGUGUGCUCUUCCCACCGAGGCAACCGGUGAUGAGCUCCUUCCUGGAGACCCAGGGUGGGCACCUCGGCAUCAUCCAGUGCACCACUGAGAGUGACCCAGAGGCCAACCUGACCCUAUGGAGAGGACAAGAAGUAAUAGCCUGCACCUGGGGCUGCCCCGCAGCCCCCAACCCCAGGGUCCACGCCACCUUGUCGUACAACAGCCUGAAGGUGGAGAUCCGGGAGGUGGUGCUGGAGGACGAGGGGACCUACGUGUGCUGGGCUGGGAACCCGCAGGGCAACGCCAGCGCGGCUGUGGACUUCAGGGCUGAGACUGCCAGCAUCGCAGUGGCUCCGUCCUCCCACGUGCUGGAAGGCCACGCCGCCAACCUGACCUGCCGGCUGAGCAGCGACUCCCCGGCUCUGCCCAACUUCACCUGGUACCAAAAUGGGCAGUGGCUCGCCGAGGGCUCGGCCGCCUCCCUGGUGUUUCGGCAAGUGGCCAGCACGGACGCGGGUCUCUACCACUGCAGAGCCACCACCGACGGCAGCAGCCGGAGCUCCCCCGCCAUCUCCCUGGACGUGCUGUACCCCCCGCGGGACCCCCAGCUGACGGCGUUCCUGGAGACGGGGAGAGGCCGCCUGGCCAUCUUCCAGUGCUUGGUGGCCAGCAACCCUCCCGCCCGGCUGGCCCUGCACCGGGAUCCUCCGCGGGUGCCGGUGCUGACGACCUUCCUGGAGGCCCCCAAGGAGCAGCAGGGUGUCCUGCAGUGCACGGUGGACAGCAGCCCGCAGGCAGAGCUGGCUCUCUUCAAGGACCAGGCGCUGGUGGCCUCCACGGCGCUGCCCCAGCCCACCACCCCGCCGCGGCUCAGCGUCACCUUGGCCUUCAACAUGCUGCGGGUCAGCAUCCACCCCGUGCUGCUGGAGGACGAGGGGGAGUACGUGUGCUCCGCCAGCAAUGCCUACGGCAACGCCAGCACCGCGGUGAACUUCACGGCAGGCACUGCCAGGGUCUGGAUCUCCCCCUCCCCGGACGUCCGGGAAGGCGCCGGCGGCAACCUGACCCACCCCCCCAGGAAUCUGCAGAUGAAGGCCUUCGUGGAGAGCGGCGAGGGGACAGCAGUCAUCCUCUUCUGCGCUGUUGAGAGCAACCCCCUGUCCGAGAUCACCCUGCUCAAGGGGGGGCAGCCGGUGGCCUCCAGCCCCCCCGCGGGAGGUGACCACCCUGGGCAGAGCGGCCACAUCUCCCCCGCUCCCAACGCACUGAGGCUGGAGCUCCGGGACGCCUCCGAGGAGGACGAGGGCGAGUACGAGUGCCAGGCACGCAGCCCUCUAGGCAGCGCCCGUGCAUCCCUGCCCCUCCGUGUGCAGGCCGUCAGGGUGGUGGUGCGACCCUCUGCCGAGGUGCCCGAGGGGACCGAUCUGCCCUGCCGGGACACGGGCGCCCGCCCGGGCACCGUCUACACCUGGUACAAGAACGGGCGGUGGCUGGCGGAGGGGCUCGACGCCUCCCUCGUCCUCCCCGGUGCCCGGCGCACGGACGCGGGUGCCUACGCCUGCCUGGCGGGGAGGGGGCUGCGCGGCCGCCGGGCCCCCCCCCCCGCCCUGCCGCGGCCCUAUGCACCUCAGGAGCCAUCCUUCAUCUCCUUGGUGGAGCCCCGGGGGGGGCGGCAGGCCGUCCUGCUCUGCACCGUCGACAGCUUCCCACCCUCCGACAUCGUCCUGCACCGGGGUCCCGGCCACGCGCCGCUGGCCUCCACGCAGGGCCCGGCUGACCCGCGCUUCACCGUCCAGGGGGCCCCCAACUCCCUGCGGGUGGGGAUGGGGGACCUGGAGCCGCGGGACGCGGGGCUUUACGUCUGCUCAGCCAACAACAGCUACGGCACAGCAUCCUCGUCCCUGCGCCUGGAUGUGGGAGGGGUCACAGUCACAGUUGAGCCCUCGCCAGAAGUCCCCGAAGGCACCACAGCCACCAUGAACUGCUCGGCCAUCCCUUGGGUGGGGGAAGAGGCCAACUACACCUGGUACAAGAACAGCCGGUGGCUGCGGGAGGGACCGGCCAGCUCCCUCGUCCUGGCCCCUGUCUCCAGCAUCGACACCGGCUCCUACCGCUGCCGGGCGAGCGGGACGCGGGGCAGCGCUGCCUCGGCCCCGCUCAGCCUCAAUGUGCUCUACCCCCCCCGGGACGUGUCCGUCAGCACCUUCUUGGAGAACCGCAGCGGGCGGGUGGGCAUCGUGCUGUGCACGGCCGACAGCCACCCGGCUUCCACCAUCGCCCUUCUGGCCCCUGGCCCCACCUCCCACAACUCGCUCCGGGUGGAGCUUGGGGCUGUGGGGCCGGAGGACUCAGGGGAGUACACCUGCGUGGUCGGCAACCGCCUGGGCAACGCCACGGCCAGCGCCUACUUCGACAUGCGCACUCUCACCCACCUCCUGGCCUUCACCAUCCUGGCCGGGCUGCUCACGGCCGUGAUCUGCGUGGCCGCCCUUGCCCUCCUGGCUGUGAAGCUGUGGCCCAGGUAA
Messenger RNA from Aptenodytes forsteri (emperor penguin), 4446 nucleotides. Its product is annotated as sialoadhesin. The record is from RefSeq and is a predicted model, not a curated record. Bases 1 to 4446 code for a protein of 1481 amino acids. NCBI's taxonomy places the organism in Eukaryota, Metazoa, Chordata, Aves, Sphenisciformes, Spheniscidae. The transcript is spliced from 21 exons.